Stereum hirsutum FP-91666 SS1 is the source of this 7224-nucleotide messenger RNA. Its product is annotated as modular protein with glycoside hydrolase family 13 and glycosyltransferase family 5 domains. NCBI's taxonomy places the organism in Eukaryota, Fungi, Basidiomycota, Agaricomycetes, Russulales, Stereaceae. Gene Ontology annotation, biological process: fungal-type cell wall (1->3)-alpha-glucan biosynthetic process. Gene Ontology annotation, molecular function: alpha-1,3-glucan synthase activity. The transcript is spliced from 19 exons. The coding region runs from base 1 to 7224 and encodes 2407 amino acids. The record is from RefSeq and is a predicted model, not a curated record. Gene Ontology annotation, cellular component: fungal-type cell wall.
AUGCGGCCAUCGCUCUCCGCGUGCGCCCUGCUCGCCUUCGUCGGCGGCGCACUCGCUUCACCUUAUCGCUCAGACCUUACCGACUACAAUCUUAAUACCAACCAGGAUGCUGACUCAGUCACCGAUUACUCUACCACUCGCGCGAACACAACUUACACCCCUUCGCCCGAGAAUUGGCGCUCCAUCCCCUUCUACACCGUCCUUCCAGACAAGUUCGCAGACGGUGACCCUUCAAAUAACGACUGGUUUGGCACUCCAUGGGAGUACGACUGGAGAGAGACCCAGCUCCGCGCCGGCGGUGAUCUCGCUGGCUUGGUUUCCAAGCUUGACUACCUAUACGGCAUGGGGGUCAGAGGCAUAUUCAUCUCUGGAACGCCCUUCUUGAACAUGUUAUGGCAGGCUGACAGUUACUCUCCACUCGACUUCACCGUUCUCGAUCCCCAUUAUGGCACAAUCGACGACUACAACGCAAUGAUCUCUGAGGUCCACGCCCGCGGAAUGUACGUUAUGGCGGACUUUACAGUCGGUACCAUGUCCGAUUUGAUUGGCUUCUCUGGCUACCUCAACACGUCCACUCCUUUCGAUCUUAACGAACACGAAGCCGUCUGGAAGCAUCCCGAUCUCAUGCCAUGGGGCUUUGACGAGUACAAGGACUUCUCGAUCGACAACACGCGCAAUGAAUCUUGUACGUUGCCAAAGCUUUGGCUCGACGCUGGCACAGUCGUCUCCGUCGAGACCAAUGGCUGUCUCGAGUCCGACUUUGAUCAGUACGGUGAUAUGGAAGCUUUCGGUGUCCAUCCUGAUUGGCAACGUCAGCUCGCCAAGUUCGCCUCCGUGCAGGAUCGUCUGCGCGAAUGGGACCCCACCGUCAUGGCCAAGCUCACGACUUUCUCUUGCUUGGCUAUCACCGCGCUCGACAUUGACGCUAUCCGUAUCGACAAGUCCACACAGGUCACCGUCGACGCUUUGGCUACCUGGGCCUCUGCGACCAGGACGUGCGCUCACGACCUUGGCAAGACAAACUUCUUCAUCACCGGUGAAGUUACGGGUGGUGAUACCUUCGGUUCAUUGUACUAUGGCAGAGGCAGGACUCCGACGCAGCUUCCCAGUAGCUUCGACAUCGCCGCCAACCUGACCGCUAACCAGAGCCAGUACUUCCUUCGGGACGAGUCCGACAACGGCCUCGACGCCGUCGCCUUCCACUACUCCACCUACCGCUCUCUCACCCGUUUCCUUGGAAUGGACGGCAACUUGGCCGACGCUUACGACGUCGACGUCAACUUCGUUACCUCUUGGAACCAGAUGUUCGUCGACAAUGACUUCUUGAACGCCAUCAGUGGCGACGUGGACCCGAGGCACAUGUUCGGUACUAGUAAUUUCGAUGUGUUCCGCUGGCCGAGUUUGGAGAACGGGACUCAAAAAGCUGCCUUCGCUACUUUCAUCACGACGUUGGUCAUGCCCGGCAUACCUUUGAUUUACUACGGUGAAGAGCAGAAUGUCUACUUGUAUGAUACCACCGCGCAGAAUUACCUCUACGGCCGUCAAGCCAUGUUCAGUAAUAAGGCCUGGCAGCGUCAUGGAUGCUACCAUCUCGGAUCGGAGCAGUACUACAACAUGGCGCUCGACAAGUCUCUCAUCGGUUGCCUCGACGAUUGGAACUCUCUCGAUCACUUCGAUCCCACAAUGAACAGCCGUCGUAUGAUGGCUCAGAUGUUCUACCUUCGUUCCGUCUACGGCGCUCUCCAAGAUGGUUUCGGUCUCGUGCAACAGGGCAACUGGACUUAUCAGAUCGAGCGCCCCGGUUCUAACGGUACCGCGACCGAGAUGGGUCUCUGGUCGAUCUCCCGAUCAGGUAUUACCUCUCAGACCCUCAGCGGAAACAACACCGACGAAGUCUGGAUGCUUUACACCAACGAGAACACCACGAAAACCUGGACGUACGACUGCACUAGCAACAAUUGGAUCUCUACUCCAUACCAGGCUGACACCAUCGUCCGGAAUCUGUUCUAUCCUUACGAGAACUACACUCUUCAAGCCUCGCUUUCCUCGUACAAUAAAGAUAACCAAUCGCCUUAUUUCGGUUGUCUGAACUCGGUCACGAUGGACCCUUAUAGCUUCAAAGUCCUCGUCCCUCAGGACGCUUGGGUGGCACCUCUUCCUGCCUUGACGAAAUUCACUCCUGGCCACGAUUACCGCAUUCUUUCGAACUCCACGACCGUCCAGGUCUCGCUCGAAUUUAAUACCCCGAUGGACUGCCCGACCGUCACCGCCGCGCUCUCCCUCAACAUGUCUUCCUCUGGGAACAGCACCUCGCCUUCGAUCGAUACCGACUCUGUCACCUGUGUCUCUCUGACGAACGCUCCUGCCUCCAUGCUCUCUGGGGACGCUCCUUCGGCUUGGUCGUGGACCGCGAAUAUUAAGGACAUGCCUGACGGUAUCCUUCAGCUCAUCCUCGACAACCCGACGAGUCAAGCCGGUACCAAGUCUGGCGCCGUCGACACGCUCCUCCUUCGCAAGGGUCUCGCGAACAAUGUCAUGGUCUUCCCCGAGGCAGACUACGACAACGACGCGUUCUCAUACUCGAAUGACCAGUAUCAGUUCACGCAUAAAGCGCUAGGCGCUGAGAUGUUCAGGUACUCGUGGAACUUUGGCAAGAACUGGACUUCAUGGAAGGAAUGGGAGGCUACGACGUACAUCGACUCGGACGUCUUCUCGGACGAAUCCAUUUUCUGGGACGGGCAGCAUAUUCUCAUGCAGUACUGGAGUAGCGUCGCUGCGUCUGCCGCUGCGGUUGUUCAUGCCGAUCAUGACUAUUCGAUGAAGCGCCGUGUUCCGCAGUUCAUCGCUCGUGGUCCUUUCAACGAGUGGGGUUAUGAUUCGGGUGUCGAUGCUGCUAUGGAACACACCGGUGAUAGUACUUGGGAAUUGGAAAUCAUGGCGACAUGGCCCACGUACAUUCAGCUCAACGUCUACGCCUACGACUCGUACUACUACGGCGAUGUCGACGGGGACGGUGUUCUCGACCGUCUGCCGCCCAACACCGCGGCGUCCAACUACCUCAACAUGUCCGCUCCUCCGAAACCCCAUCUGGCUUGGAACCUCGUCGUUGACGACUCGGACUAUACUUGGUAUCUCGAGCCUCGCGGAGAGUCUGUCGUCGCUGCUACGAUGUAUGCGCUUCUUUUGUCCAUCCCGCUCAUCACCGGUACCCUCGCCGUUGUCAUCUUCAUGUGGUCGUUCUACGGUAUCAAGCACAACAAGUGGGGUGUCAAGCCUGCAAAGGAUCACAGCCACUACUUCCCCAUCCUCGGCGUUCUCGGAAACAAAUCCAAAUCAGACCUCAAGGAUGGCGCCGCCAUGUCGGAGAAGCUCUUCGGCAAUCACAAACCGCACGAUGUCAUAGGUUGGCCAGAAGACAAGAACAAGCGUCGAAAGGUCCUCAUCGCGACGCUCGAGUACGAGAUUAUCGAUUGGAAGCUGAAGGUCAAGAUCGGUGGUCUUGGUGUCAUGUCGAGUUUGAUGGGUAAGGCGAUGACGGAUGUCGAUCUCGUCUGGGUCAUUCCAAAGGUCAAGGAUAUCGAGUACCCGCCUGGUGAACCCGUCGACCCCAUCGAGGUCAUCAUCUUCGGCGAGCCGUAUCUCAUCGAGGUCGAGAAGCACGUUCUCGACAAUAUCACGUACAUCAUCCUCGACAGUCCCGUCUUCCGCGCUCAGACCAAGUCAGAUCCUUACCCAGCUCGUAUGGACGAUCUCUCAUCCGCCAUCUUCUACUCGACUUGGAACCAAGCCAUCGCCGCUACCGUUCGUAGGGAUCCUGACAUCGAUAUCUACCACGUCAACGAUUACCACGGCGCUCUCGCCCCGAUCUACCUCCUCCCGAAGGUCCUCCCUGUCUGUCUGUCGCUUCACAACGCCGAGUUCCAGGGCUUGUGGCCGCUCCGGACGAAGGAGGAGAUGAAGGAAGUCUGCUCGGCGUUCAACAUCAGCAAGGAGCACUGCACGAAAUAUGUCCAGUUCGGAAACACGUUCAACUUGCUCCACGCGGCGGCCUCGUUCAUCAGCGUGCACCAAAAGUCGAUCGGCGUCGCCGGUGUGUCGGACAAGUACGGAAAGAGGUCCUGGGCGCGGUACCCCGCGCUCUGGACGCUCAAGCACGUCGACUCGCUGCCUAACCCGGAUCCGUCGGAUAUCGAGGCGCUGGACGAGCAGGCGGUUAAGGUUGCGGAUAUUCAGAUCGAUCAGGCGGCGGAGGCGGAACGACCGGAGCAUAAGAGGCAGGCCCAGGAGUGGGCGGGCAUUAAGCAGGAUCCGGAUGCGGAUCUGUUCGUGUUCGUCGGUCGGUGGUCGAAGCAGAAGGGUGUGGAUUUGAUUGCCGAUGUUAUGCCGUCCUUGUUGGAGAAGCGUCCGUCGAUUCAACUCAUCACCGUCGGUCCCGUCAUCGAUCUUUACGGUCGUUUCGCCGCCGAGAAACUCGCCCGUCUCAUGGAACUUUACCCGGACCGCGUCUUCUCGAAACCAGAGUUCACGGCGUUGCCUCCAUAUCUGUUCAGUGGUGCCGAUUUCGCGCUCAUCCCGUCGCGUGACGAGCCGUUCGGUUUGGUUGCUGUCGAGUUCGGUAGGAAGGGUGCGCUUGGUGUCGGUAGUCGACUUGGUGGUUUGGGUCUGAUGCCCGGUUGGUGGUUCCCGGUCGAGUCUAUGUCGACAGGCCAUAUGUUGUCGCAAUUGUCCAAGACGAUCAAGAUGGCGCUCAAGUCUUCUGAAGAAGAGCGUGCGAUGCUUCGUGCUCGUUCCGCUGUGCAACGUUUCCCGGUCGUCGAAUGGCGUCAACGUAUGGAGGACUUCCACAAGCGUUCCAUCGGUGCUAGCAGGACUCUCGCCGGACACGACGCAUGGCGUCCGUCCGACGGCCAGAGCGGAGGUCUGCAACCCAUCGCCGACCAUGAUGAUUGGGCUCCCGAGGAUCAAAGCGAACCUGCUCAGCCUGACUGGGAUAGCCGCAGCAUGAACAGCCCGAGGUUGUCGACCAACGUCCCCGCAUCUCCAGGGCAGUGGAGCCAAGAGACGCUCACGCCCGGCGGAGACCCCUUCCUGACCGCGCCACCUCGCUUGGUUCCCGAUCGUCGUUCGUUCGGCACCGAUGUCUCGGACAAUGAGGGCAAUGAGGGAGACUACUUCUCGCGGCAGCCACCGAGCAGUCCGGGCGCUCCUGAUACUCCUGGAGAACAGGCGGACUAUGGGAACUUUUUGGAUAGGGCGAAUAGGGCUAUUGCGAGGGACCAGAAGAACGCGCCGGAUCCGUUCUUGGAGGCGCCGUCGAAACCUUUCGGGGCUCAUAACCGGUUAUCGUCCGUCGAGUCUAUCUCUUCCAUCGUGGACGAGAAGCAGAACUCGCCGUUGAACAAGGCUAUCGCUUCGUUCACGGACGCAGACGGUGGUGUGGCUCAGGAUUUCGUUCAGAAGCUGCAGAACCUCAACUCUGAAAACUCGAAGCAUGAGCUGUCCAUCGAGCGUUAUCUCCAGAAGAGCGAGGAAGCCUUCUUCGACAAGGUCCGAAAAGACAAGCUGUCCAGCGCCGCAAGUGUCCGUUCAUCGCAGAGAGACUCUAUCUGGGGCACGCCUUCGCCGUCAAUAUACAACGACCACUCGCGACCGAGCUGUACGUACCCUUUCUUUGCUCCCAAUACACAGUCGUUCGCUCACUCCGGCAGUGGCUUCGCAUCGUCUGAGUACGAGGGUCCGCUACCCAACGAUAACGGUGAGGUCGUCAUCAUGACCGGUCUCCAAAUCGCCUUGUCGAGAGAGAUUGGCGGCUGGCCGCUGUACACCAUCAUCAUUGCUCUCGGACAGAUGUUGAGUGCGACCAGUUUCCAAAUCACCCUGCUCUCCGGUCAAGCAUACCAGGACGAUCUGCAACUCUACGUUUUGGGAGCCGUCUUCUUGGCUGCUUCGGCGGUGUGGUACCCCCUGUUCCGGUUGAAGCCCUCGGUAUACGUCCUUUCCGCUCCCUGGCUCUUCUUCGGUCUCGCCUUCUUCCUCGUCGGUCUUCCAUCCGUUGCGGACGCUCUUCAUGCUGCUGAGAAGACAUUGGCGAGUGUCGCGACUUGGUGUUAUGCCGUCGCUUCUGCUGCCGCGUUCAUCUUCUUCGGUCUCAACUUCGGAGAGGAAGCAGGUGCUGCUACGGAAGUGUGGAUGUUGAGGGCCUGUAUCGUGCAAGGAUCACAACAGAUCUGGGUCGCCGCUCUUUGGUACUGGGGACAUCAGCUCAACAACUCGACGACGGCAACUCCACCCUGGUGGACGGUCCUCAUCUUGUGGCCUCUGUCUGCGAUGAGCUUCCUUUUCGCGUACUUGAUGCUUUACGGACUUCCAGAAUACUACCGCCAGACGCCACCAAAGGUGCCCAACUUCCUCAAGACGUUGUUCCGCAGGAAGCUCGUUCUAUGGUUCCUCGCAUCCGAAGUCCUUCGGGAUUACUGGCUGUCUGGUCCCUACGGCCGUAACUGGAGUUUCCUCUGGGAUGUCAACAUUCCGAAGUGGCAGAUUCUCCUUCUCAUCAUCGCGUUCUUCAUCGUCUGCUGGGGUCUUAUCAUGUACAUCCUUACGGAACUGUCCAAGACGCACACAUGGCUCUUGCCCGUGUUCGCCGUCGGUCUGGGUGCUCCUCGUUGGUGUCAGAUGCUCUGGGGUACAUCAUCCUUGGCCUUGUAUAUUCCUUGGGCAGGCCACGCCGGACCUUACCUUGGCCUCUCGCUUUGGUUGUGGCUUGGUGUUCUCGAUGCUGUCCAAGGUGUUGGGUUGGGAAUGAUCCUUCUUCAGACUUUGUCGCGGUUGCACGUCUGCGCCACACUGGCCUUCGCUCAGAUCAUCGGUUCUAUCUGUGUGAUGGUCGCUCGAGCAACGGCCCCAGAUAGAGUGGGACCGGAGAGCGUCUUCCCCAACGCCGCCACAUGGGACUUCGAGAGCGGUCUUAAGGGUAGUCCAAUGGCUUCGCCAGCCUUCUGGGUCGCUUUGAUCUGCCAGAUCAUCAUUGUUAUCGGCUACUUCUGGUUCUACCGCAAGGAGCAACUUGGUAAGCCCUCCGGUCCUGUUUUGCGUCGUCUCGACUGCUGUCUAACAUUGUCCAACUUUCUCUUCCUUCCUUUUAGCUCGCCCAUAACCGCAUUAUCAUCAAUCAUCUUUCACAUUCAGCAUCAUCAUAUACGUGCCAUUUUGCAUCAUCGAUAG